Nicotiana attenuata is the source of this 1554-nucleotide messenger RNA. RefSeq lists its product as uncharacterized. Bases 1 to 1554 code for a protein of 517 amino acids. The transcript is spliced from 3 exons. NCBI's taxonomy places the organism in Eukaryota, Viridiplantae, Streptophyta, Magnoliopsida, Solanales, Solanaceae. The record is from RefSeq and is a predicted model, not a curated record.
AUGUAUGCUGAUGAAUGCAUUGCAAAGCAACUAAGAGUAUCGUAUGCUAGAAUGCUAAUAGAGGUGGAUGUGACAAAGCCUCUAAAGGAUGAAAUAAGAGUGGAAGAUUCAAAUGGGAAAACAUUUCUGCAAUCAGUAGUCUAUGACUGGAAACCAAAGUUCUGUGAGAAGUGUCAAACCAUUAGGCAUGAUUGCAAGCAGGAAAGGGGAAGACAGAUUCAAUUGACUACCCAGAAUGAACAGAGAAAGCCAAAGAAAGUAGUACAGCAGUGGGUUACAAAGGAGAAAGGGAAGACAAGAGAGAUUGAACAAGAAUCUGCCUCAGAGAAAGGACUGAUACAACAACAAGAUAGUAGAAGAAUAAUGGAAGUAGGACAAGGGUCAAUGGAAGCUGAUAAGCAAAAAGUAAUAAGCAACGAAGUACAAACACCAGGGAAUACAAGGAAAGAGGUGGAAAGUCAAAUCCCAGAGUUUAAUGACAUUGAGUUCCCAGUCCUGGGAUCAGUACCACUGAAGAAUGGAUUCCAAAUAUUGAGUAGAGAGGGGAAGGGUGCACAUACAGUACCUCCAGACAGAGGAGGGAUAGCUGGCAUAGUUGAAACAAGAGUAAAAGAGAGUAAAGCAGGAAGUAUAACUAAAAACAUAGCCAUAGGGUGGAGCAGUGUGAAUAAUUAUGCAUCAGCCAAGAAUGGAAGGAUCUGGGUAAUGUGGGAUGAUAAUAAUUACCAGGUUACUAAGAUCAAGGAAAAUGCUCAAAUGAUACACUGUGAAGUCAUAGAGAAUGCUGGUCAGGUGGAAUGUUUGAUGACUAUCAUAUAUGGUUUCAACCCAAUUGAGCAAAGGAAAAACUUAUGGGAAGAACUGAAGACACUAGCUCAAGAUACGAAUCAAGGCAAUCUAGUUCAACGGGGUGAUGUACAAGACUUUGUAGAAUGCAUGCAGACAGCCAACCUAAAUGAACUGUUGUGGAAGGGAGAUUACUAUACAUGGAGUAACAAGCAAAGAAUGGAAGAUAGAAUACAAAGUAGAAUUGACAAAGCCUUUGGAAAUUAUGAAUGGAUGAUGAAAUGGGGUAAUGUAACAGUGGAAUAUGAGAUGCCUGGGAUUUCAGAUCAUGCACCAAUGCUACUGAAUCUGGGAGUGGACCAAGCUAACACUAGGAGUCCUUUUAGAUUCUUUAAUGUUUGGGUAGAUCACAAAGAUUUUACACAGCUAGUAGAAGAAGCUUGGCAACAGUAUCAGGAUCCUUGGCUAAUGAGAGGAAUAUGGAGAAAGUUGAAAAGGCUCAGAAUUACAUUGAAGACACUGAACAACAGAGAAUUUAGGAAUGCUGAGCAAAAAAUGGAAGAUGCAAGAGAAGAAAUAAAGAAAAUACAAAGUCAAAUGCAACAAAAGUUUGAUGAUGUAUUGCAAGCUCAAGAGAGAGAUGAACUGCAGAAAUUAGAGAAAUGGUCAAUGAUAGAAGAAAGCAUUAUGAAGCAGAAAUCUAGGGAUAAAUGGAAAAAACUAGGAGAUGCAAAUACCAAAUACUUCUCAGCAGUAAUGAAAGAAUGA